Molecule: messenger RNA, 2121 nt
Organism: Pochonia chlamydosporia 170
Lineage: Eukaryota; Fungi; Ascomycota; Sordariomycetes; Hypocreales; Clavicipitaceae
Product: chitin synthase D
Exons: 3
Coding region: 1-2121 (706 amino acids)
Cellular component (GO): cell septum; cell periphery
Molecular function (GO): chitin synthase activity
Source: RefSeq, a predicted model, not a curated record
AUGGCCGUCACCAUUGGGGACUGGCCGCUCAGUGAUGUCGUAUAUACCAUCAUUGUUGGCCUGCUCAUGCUGAUGGCCUGUCUUGAGUGGUUUCUUUGGCUCGCAGCAUUCAUGUACUGCCUCGUCAAGGUGUUUGGAAAGGCGGAGCAUUGGUCUAUUCGGGUUCUAUGUCUAGUCAUUGGCUCUGCUUUCGUUUUGCUUCGAUGUAUUUUUCUUCCUAUAAUGAUUGUCACCUUGCCUCUGCCUCGUGCGAUAGCAAGCUUGUGGCCAGAGACUCUCACGUCCUUUUUGCAGUGGUUUGCGUUUUGGAGCUUUUCAAUAUUGCUCACUGUUCCAUGGCUGUUUUGCAUAUACCAGCUGGUCACCAACCACUUGGGACGCACAAAACGAAUAAAACGAGUUCUCGAUGACUAUACAGCCCCCAAAGUCGUCGUUGUUAUGCCAUGCUAUCGCGAGGAGCCGAAUGUCCUCGUCAGCGCCGUUGACUCUGUAGUUGAAUGUGACUAUCCUGCCACAUGCAUUCACGUCUUCCUGUCUUUUGAUGGAGAGCAGGUUGAUGAGUUGUACCUCAACACACUAGACUUGCUGGGGAUACCGACCACCCUCGACUCGUAUCCUAAUUGCAUUGAUGUCAUCUACAAAGGUGUUCGGGUUACGGUGUCGAGGUUUACUCACGGUGGCAAGAGGCAAUGCCAAAAGUCCACGUUUGAACUCAUUGAUCGCGUUUAUGCAGAGUACAUCAAGCAAAACGACAACAUCUUCAUCUUGUUUAUCGACUCAGACUGCAUUCUUGACAGAGUCUGUCUCCAGAAUUUUGUGUACGACAUGGAGCUCAGUCCUGGAAAUUCCAGAAAAAUGCUGGCUAUGACCGGAGUGAUCACGUCGACCACCAAGAAACACAGCAUUAUUACCCUGCUUCAGGACAUGGAGUAUAUUCACGGGCAACUAUUUGAGCGCACCGUUGAAUCUGGCUGCGGAUCCGUAACGUGCCUUCCAGGGGCGUUAACAAUGCUUCGCUUCUCAGCCUUUCGAAGAAUGGCCAAAUAUUACUUUGCUGACAAGGCUGAGGAAUGCGACGACCUGUUCGACUACGCCAAAUGCCACCUUGGUGAGGAUCGAUGGCUCACGCAUCUCUUCAUGAUAGGAGCCAAGCAACGUUAUCAAAUUCAGAUGUGUACCUCGGCUUUCUGCAAGACUGAGGCAGUCCAAACUUACGCAUCUCUGGUCAAGCAGCGUCGUCGAUGGUUUCUUGGCUUCAUAACAAACGAGGUAUGUAUGCUAACUGACUGGAGGCUAUGGAAGAGAUAUCCCGCAUUGAUAUUAGUGCGAUUUAUGCAAAAUACGAUUCGAACCACGGCACUUUUGUUUUUCGUAAUGGUUCUGGCUCUCUUGACCACUACGGCCAAAGUGCGCAACCUGCCCGUAGGAUUCAUGGCUGUCUCCCUGGGGUUAAACUGGCUUCUGAUGCUAUACUUUGGCGCAAAGCUGAAGAGGUUCAAGAUAUGGUUUUAUCCUCUCAUGUUCGUACUAAAUCCCGUCUUUAACUGGUACUAUAUGGUGUAUGGAAUUUUGACAGCUGGGCAACGAACGUGGGGAGGACCACGAGCGGACGCUGCAGCUGCCGACAUGCACACAACUGCCAGAGAAGCAGCUGAGAAAGCAGAGAGACAAGGUGACGAGUUGAACGUUGUUCCUGAGACGUUCAAGCCAGCAAAGGAGGCUAGAAGGGCCGCCCGUGAGAGCCAAGUAUCUGGUGUCUCAAUUGGCCGCAAGCGAAGUGUUGUGCGUCCCCCGGAUGCUAUCGAUGGACAAUUCUUUGGCCCUCAAAACGCCAGGAAUACUCUUUACGCCAAUAGACGACGUCUUCAGCAAAGUGAGCCCAUUUCCGAACAAUUCAACCUGGACAUGGAAGGGGCGGUGUCCUACGGUGCCGAUGGUGACGCCUAUAUGAGUGAUGAAGAUAAGAGGAAAUACGCCAUAGCUCACCAGGCCCGGAGACAGCGACUGGAAGAAAGUUCUGAAACGAGUACCGGGUUUCUAACGAGGCAUCCCCGAGAUUUCCAGGCGGGUCGGAUCUACAAGGAGGACAAUCGGGCUGAUUGCGUGGGAAUUGCCUUAUGA